AUGAACAAAGCGCUGAGCCAGGUUUCCAAAUCACCUUUUGCGAGGAACAUAGAAGAUGCAGCUCUUCCUCGGCGGUUCUCCCAGCCUACAUUCGCUCUGUACGAUGGGCGGUCAGACCCAGUGGAGCAUGUUAGCCAUUUUCGCCAGAAAAUGGCUAUUUAUUCCAGAGACGAAGCCUUGAUGUGUAAGGUUUUUCCAUCGAGUUUGGAUCCGGCGGCGAUUAGGUGGUUCAAUGGGUUAAAGGCCAAUUCUAUUGGGUCUUUCAAAACCCUUACUCAAGCUUUUGGCGCUCGCUUUAUCACUUGCAGUAGGGUGCCUCGGUCUCUGGAAUCCCUGUUGUCUAUGACUAUGCGAGAGGGUGAAACUCUUAAAGUUUAUUUGGACAGAUAUUGGGAAAUGUUCAACGAGAUAAAAGGAAAGAAUGACGACGUGGCCAUAAGUACUUUCAAAGUUGGCCUCCCAACUGAUCAUGACUUAAGGAAAUCCCUAACUCGUAAACCAGUAACCAGCGUACACCAGUUGAUGGAUAGAAUUGAUAAGUAUAGAAGAGUUGAGGAGGAUCAACUUCAAGGAAAAGGAAAAGCUAAAGUAGUCCCUCAGGAGAUGAGGGAUUUCAGGUCAGACCGUUACAACAAUAACCGACCUCGGAGAGACUUCGUCGGACAAUCAGGAUCUGCAGAUACCCAAACGGUCAACGCAAUGUUUCGAGAGUCGAUGCAGCAGGUUCUGCAGAAAAUAAAGAAUGAGCCCUUUUCCAAGUGGCCGAAUAAGAUGGCAGGCGAGCCCAGAAAAUGCAACCCGAACUUGUAUUAG
Molecule: messenger RNA, 813 nt
Organism: Quercus lobata
Lineage: Eukaryota; Viridiplantae; Streptophyta; Magnoliopsida; Fagales; Fagaceae
Exons: 1
Coding region: 1-813 (270 amino acids)
Source: RefSeq, a predicted model, not a curated record